AUGGACGCCGAAUCAGCAUUAUCACGGGGCUGCAUCGCGGCCAUCUUCAAUGACCCCGAUCAGGCCGCAAAGCAUUUCCCCGUGCCCGUGAUGCAGUGCCUGCAGAUCAAGCAGAUGGCGCCGUCAGGGCAGGGCGGUGAUAGGUAUCGGCUGGUCAUGAGCGACGGAGUCAACUACGUCCAGACCAUGCUCGCUACCCAGGCAAACCAUGUCAUUCACGACAACAAGCUCGAGAGGGGCUGCCUGACCCGAGUUAAGCAGUACACGCCCAACGUCUUGAAGGGAAAGAACAUCCUCGUCAUUCUAGACCUCGAGGUCAUCGAGUCUCUCGGCGUGCACGACAAGAUUGGUGACCCAGUGGUCCUCGAGCCUAGAGCGGCCGAGACGACGAUUGCCGGAAACGACUUUUACGGAGCCAAAAAGGAGGAGGCGGAUGUCAAGCCACAGAUGCAGCAGCUUCAGUCCAUGCCGGCAAGGACAGCCACGCACUCGGGUGCCAACAUAUACCCCAUCGAGGCCCUGUCGCCCUUCUCCAGCAAAUGGACGAUCAAGGCGCGCGUGACGUUCAAGUCCGACAUCAAGACAUGGCACAAGCCGACCGGAGAAGGAAAGCUUUUCAGUGUCAACCUCCUGGACGAGAGUGGCGAGAUCAAGGCCACGGGCUUCAACGAUCAGUGCGACGCCUUUUAUGACAUUCUUCAAGAGGGGUCGGUCUACUAUAUCUCUAGCCCUUGCAGGGUCUCGCUUGCCAAGAAGCAGUUCAGCAACCUGCCAAACGAUUACGAGCUUGCAUUUGAGCGUGAGACAGUCAUCGAAAAGGCAGAGGACCAGACCAACGUGCCUCAGGUCAGGUUCAACUUCUGCACCAUUCAAGAAUUGCAGAGCGUGGAAAAGGACAGCACCGUCGAUGUGAUUGGCGUGCUGAAGGAGGUCGCAGAAGUCACCGAGAUCACAUCAAAGAAGGAUGGCCGACCUUUUCAGAAGCGUGAACUGACUCUGGUGGACGACACUGGCUAUUCAGUGCGCGUCACAAUCUGGGGCAAGACGGCAAGCUCAUUCGACGCCAACCCGGAAUCCGUGGUGGCUUUCAAGGGCACCAAGGUAUCAGACUUUGGCGGCAAGAGCUUGAGUCUGCUCUCGUCGGGGACCAUGACUGUGGAUCCCGAUAUCCCUGAUGCCUACCGCCUCAAGGGCUGGUAUGAUUCAGCUGGCCGAACAGACACCUUUGCCACCCAUCAGAACCUGGCCGGCGUGGCCGGCGCAACUGGCCGAAAGGAGGAGAUCAAGACAAUUGCCCAGGUCAAGGACGAGAACCUCGGCGUGGACGACCAGGCGUACUACACGAUCAAAGCCACCAUUGUCUUUGUCAAGCAGGACAACUUUUGCUAUCCUGCUUGCUCUAACCAAGGAUGCAACAAAAAGGUGACACCAAUGCCGGAUGGUACAUGGCAGUGCGAGAAGUGCAGCGUAUCACACGACAAGCCAGACUACCGCUACAUCAUGCAACUCAACGUGGCAGAUCACACAAGCCAUCAGUGGCUGAGCUGCUUCGACGACACGGGCAGGAUAAUAGUGGGCAUGUCUGCCAACGAGCUUAUGGAGCUCAAGGAGAAUGACGAUGCCAAGUUCAUGGCCGUGUUUGAGGCAGUCAACUGCAAGAAGCUGACGUUCAGAUGCAGAGCCAAGAUGGACAAUUUUGGUGAUACUCAGAGGGUGCGAUACCAAGUCAUGAGUGCUUCGUUGAUAGACUACAAGUCAGAGGGUCAGAAAUUGGUGGAGUUGAUUAAGCAGUUUAACAUUUAA
Messenger RNA from Trichoderma citrinoviride, 1803 nucleotides. RefSeq names its product replication factor A-like protein. Gene Ontology annotation, biological process: DNA recombination; DNA replication; DNA repair. Gene Ontology annotation, cellular component: nucleus. The transcript has 4 exons. The coding region runs from base 1 to 1803 and encodes 600 amino acids. Gene Ontology annotation, molecular function: DNA binding. NCBI's taxonomy places the organism in Eukaryota, Fungi, Ascomycota, Sordariomycetes, Hypocreales, Hypocreaceae. The record is from RefSeq and is a predicted model, not a curated record.